This is a messenger RNA of Debaryomyces tyrocola, 1050 nucleotides long. Lineage: Eukaryota; Fungi; Ascomycota; Pichiomycetes; Serinales; Debaryomycetaceae. The record is from the annotation of a GenBank genome assembly.
AUGGAUAAAAUCGUAUAUCAAAAAUUAGGUGCCUCGGGAUUAUCAAUUUCCCCAAUUAUCGUAGGUUGUAUGACUUUCGGCAGUAAGAACUACCACUCAUGGGUUAUUGAUGACGAAGAAACAAGUAUGAAAAUUCUAAAGAAAUGUUACGAUAAUGGCUUAAGAACAUUUGACACAGCUGAUGUGUAUUCGAAUGGUAAGUCUGAAAUCCUUCUAGGUAAGUUUAUGAGAAAAUAUAACAUACCAAGGGAAAGAAUUGUCAUUCUUUCAAAAGUGUAUUCUCCGAUGGACUAUAAUGACCCAAAUUUUAGUUUAUUCAAGUAUGGCACCGCCGAAUAUCCUGAAGUUAACUACGUAAACUCCAAAGGGUUAUCUCGAAAACACAUUCUUAAUGCUGUUGAAAGUUCUGUUAAAAGAUUGGGGACUUAUAUUGAUGUGUUACAAAUACACAGGUUUGACCAUAGUACACCCAAAAAUGAGAUAAUGAAAGCGUUACAUGAUGUGGUUCAAGCAGGACACGUAAGAUAUUUGGGAGCAUCUUCUAUGAAGGCUGUUGAAUUUGCGCAAUUACAGUUUAUUGCUGAUAAGAACGGCUGGACAAAAUUUAUUAGUAUGCAAAACUUCUAUAAUCUUGUAUACCGAGAAGAAGAGCGCGAAAUGAUUCCCUUCUGUAAAGACAAUGAUUUAGGAAGGGUUGGAGUAAUUCCUUAUUCGCCUAUUGCAAGUGGCCUUCUCGCACGUCCGUUGGCAUCAGAAGGAACAGAAAGGCUGACAACUGAUCCAAUAUAUGCUAAGAAAGGCUUAAGCAGACCAACUGAUGCAGAUAAGGAAAUAGUAGCCCGAGUCCAAGAACUUGCAGAAAAAUACAAAGUAAGUAUGGCAGCGGUGGCUACAAGAUGGGUGUUGUGUAAAGGGGCGAACCCUAUAGUUGGAGUCAACUCCGUGAAAAGAGUAGAUGAUUUCUUAGAAGCAUUAAGCUUUACAUUAACUGAAGGAGAAAUCGCCUUUUUAGAAGAACCUUAUGUUGCUAAAGGUGAAUAUAAUUAUUAG